Molecule: messenger RNA, 3340 nt
Organism: Salvia miltiorrhiza (redroot sage)
Lineage: Eukaryota; Viridiplantae; Streptophyta; Magnoliopsida; Lamiales; Lamiaceae
Product: putative late blight resistance protein homolog R1A-10
Exons: 1
Coding region: 55-3213 (1052 amino acids)
Biological process (GO): defense response to other organism
Molecular function (GO): ADP binding
Source: RefSeq, a predicted model, not a curated record
AGUUGCACUAACAUUUUACUAAGACAACUGCAGCAUAUUUUAUUGAUUUCGAUAAUGCUGCACAUGACUUGUUCAGCUAUUUCUGCCACAAAAAUUUUCAAUUCUCAAUUGUGGAAUCAUAAUACUAGAUUGGUUAAUUGCCUUCUUACAUCUUUGAAUAAAAGAUUGGUUGUCUUCUUUCACCUCUCAAAUAUUAUCUCAUAUUUUCUUUUGACUCACACUUCCUAUAAAUAUAUUCAUUCUGCAUUGAAAGAGUUAGUCAUGGCGGCUUAUGGAGCUCUGGUUUCUCUUAUGCAUAUCAUAGAUCGCAUCGAGAAUCAUCCUUCCCCUCCAAUUUCUAUCGACAAACAUCAAGUUCAAUCUCUCACUCAAAAUGUUACCUUCUUGCAGGAUUUUCUUGAUGGUUAUAUGCCCCCGGUUGUCGAUGACCAUGAAGCUGAUCCAUUGGAGCGUGGCAUUGCUGAUGCAGUUUAUGCAGCUGAGGAUGUUAUCGAAUCCCAAAUUGUGGUUCAAAUUGAUAAUCGAUCCACAAUUGUUGGGAAGAUGAUCAGUUUUAUUAACUUGUUUCGAGCUCUGUGUAAAUGUGCAACUAUUGAGGAGGACUUUAAUCACGAUCUACAACAAGUGAUGGAAGAAAUAUUGAAUGUGAUCAAGAAAGAAGCCAUGGAGAUUGCAGCCGAUCCGUUGGAGAUGCGAAUUGCAGAUGCAGCUUAUGCGGCCGAAGAUGUUAUCGAAUCGCAUAUUGUGGACGUGAUUAAACUAGGUGCAUACGGUUCCAGUGAACAAGCGACUUCUAUCUUGCGGAAACUUCUCGAAAAAGGAUGCUACUCCCUUUUUAGCGAUAGCAGUGAAGCAGAUGAUCUGUUGGAGAGUCUUAUUGCAGUCGAUCCUCAACUGCAGAUAAAGGGAGUCAGCUGCAUCAACUUCUAUCAAGAUCUACAACAAGUGAUAGAAGAAAUGAAUGUGAUCAAGAAGGAAGCCAUGGGGAUUGCAGCCGAACCUAAACUGCAGAGAAAGGUCUCCUUGACGUCCUCUUCCGCUGUGAAGGAAAGCAUGAUGGUGGGCUUUGAUGACGUGUCACUUGAACUCCUGGAUAGGCUCACUAGAGGGCACCGCAAUCGCCAAAUCAUCCCAAUCACGGGGAUGGGCGGGAUUGGUAAGACCACUCUUGCCCGACAUAUAUUUGAGCAUCCACUUGUUAAGCAUCAUUUUGAUAUUUGCGGUUGGACUACAAUUUCUCAAACUUAUAAUGUUAGAGAAACACUUAGAGGACUUCUUUGCCAAGUGAGAGGAGAUUCGGGUGGUGAUUUGAGUGAGGAAGAUUUAGGAGUGGAAUUACGUAAGUAUUUAUUGUGUAGGAGGUAUCUCAUAAUACUGGAUGAUAUGUGGAGUGUAGAGUUGUGGGAAAAUAUGAUGGUUUUCUUUCCUGAUAACAAUGAUGGGAGUCGAAUAAUCGUAACAACUAGGUUGUCAAACUUGGCUGCCGAGUUGACACACUCUAACAGCAUUUGUAUGAGAUUAUUAGAUGAUGUUAGUAGCUGGAAUUUGUUCUCCAAAACAGUAUUUGGGGAUGAGGGUUUUCCUCCUCAACUCGAGGAAAUUGGAAAGAAAAUUGUGGAAAAGUGUAAUGGACUUCCUUUGCCGAUUGUUGUGAUUGGGGGCCUUUUGGCAAAAUCCGAACUUACACUAGAAUAUUGGGAGCACAUACAGAAAAACUUAAGCUCAAUAGUGAACUCUGAAAAUGAUGAAUAUUGCUUGAGAGUAUUGAAACUAAGCUAUGACCAUUUGCCUGUCUAUCUGAAACCUUGUUUUCUAUAUAUGGGAACGUUUGAGGAAGAUAAGGAAAUUAAAGUCUCAAAUUUGAUCAAUCUAUGGGUUUCUGAAGGAUUUCUUAAACCAAUAGUCGGUAAAAGCUUGGAAACAAUUGCCGAAGAGUAUCUGAAGGAGCUAAUCGAUAGAAACCUCAUUCUAGUUCUUGAGUUGGGGUUUAUAGGGAAUAUAAAGUACUGCUACAUGCAUGAUCUUCUGAGAGAGCUAUCUUUGAAGGAAGCUCAAAAGCAGAGGUUUUAUUAUGUCUUAAGCCAACAAUGUCCUCAAGGCAUAAAUAGCCAACGCCGCAUUGUUAUUCCCGAAAUUAUUUUAGAUGGGAAAGUCUUGGAAUCUAUGUCACUUGCUCGUUCUUACAUAUGUCAUGAUUAUACAGUUCCGCAAUUGCUAGAUUGUAGAUUGUUGAGAACACUGACUACAUAUAUGUUUUUCGAUGAGCAUUUGAUAGGAAAUCUCUUUCAAUUGGUGAACUUGAGGUACCUUCGGGUUCAUUUUUCUGCGGGGAUGCAAAUCCCUUCUUCAAUCAAUCUACUGUGGAAUCUACAUACACUAAUUGUUAUUUCUUCGUGGUGUUUGACUGCACCAGUAGAAAUUUGGAAAAUGUGUAAGCUUAAGUAUGUCAAGUUCCCACUUCUAGGAAUUUAUCUCCCAGAUCCUCCGAGUGAUGAUAUUAUUAUCAUGGAGAAUCUAGAGACACUAAAAGGAGUGAUUGAUUUCAACUUGAAUGAAGGAGUGAUUCAAAGAAUUCCCAAUAUCAAGAAAUUGUAUAUAAAAUAUAAGGAUAAAUUAAUAGACAGAGUGAAGAGCCUCAGCUAUCUUCAAUGUCUGAGUAAGCUGGAAACAUUGCAUUGUAUUUUUCUAGGAGGAAGUGAUGACUAUCUGGAGAGUAUUAGUUUCCCGCAGUCACUCAAGAAGAUGUAUCUUGAAUGCGGAAAGUUCCAUUUGGAAGAAAUUCUAGAAAAGAUGGCUUCAUUACCACUUCUUCAGAAACUCAAAUUGUGUGAUGGGCAGUUUGGAAGACGCAGUUGGGAAAUAGUUGAAGGCCAAUUCCCCCGCCUCAAAUACUUAAGAUUGAUUGAGUGUGCGGAUAUGGAAUGUUGGACGUUAGAGGGCUUCUGCUUGCCGCGCCUUGAGCAACUUCAUCUCUCAUACAUGGAGUCGUUGGAGGAGUUCCCUUCAGAAAUUGGAGAAAUAGCAACACUCCGGUCAAUUGAAUUGGAGGAGUGCAGUGAAUCAAUGGCUAUGUCUUUGAAAAGGAUAGUAGACGAACAAGAGGACUUACAAGGGGACCCAUCCUUUCAUGUUCGAGUUGAGUCAUCCGAGGUCAGCCAAGAAUUACAGAGCUUGGCAACUCCCAACUUUCGUAUAGUCAAAACUGGUCCUUAAGCUUGUAUUUUGAUGUAGAUGAGGAAUUCAAUAUAUUUCUCUUCCUUCUUCUAGGCGUCGAAUCAUGGCUUUCUUUUUUAUUUUAAUUAAUAAUUUAAUCUACCAUAAAUCUUUUAGUUUGGCGCUA